AUGUAUGACCAAUUCCAUGGCCAGCUCAACCAAGUGCUUACCGGAGCAGUUUUCCAGGAUCUCACUUCUGAGAAUGAGCUAGUGAAAUACAGAGCCCUGUGGGUCUAUGGACAAUGUUCUCGAGUUCCAAUGGAAGAUGACCACAGGCUUGAAGUUGGAAAGCUGCUUUUCCAGUUAAUGAAUGAUGAAAAUACUGCUGUUAAGAUCACAGCAUCCCCUAGUCUGUAUAAGAAUUUGAGGAACAACUCAAUGAGGGAGGCCUUUAAAUCUGAGUUGCCAAGCAUCCUAGAAGCAUAUCUCGGCCUGAUGGACACUAUCGACAAUGAAGAGCUUAUAGCAGGGUUAGAAGAAGUAGUCAGCCUUUACGGGGAUUGUAUUGGACCGUAUGCAAUCGAGCUCUGCUGGAAAAUAGUAGAGAAUUUUAAUUAAAAUCACCGGAAAGGAACAAGAGGAGGAAGAGCAUGGGACUAUGGGCAUGGCAACCAGCGAGCUUGUAGUCACCAUCAGAAGCUUCAUCAACAGCUGCAAGGGUGAUCCUGAGACACUUCUCCAACUUGAGCCUGGGAUCUUUCCUGUAGUAGUCAGAAGCCUUUCUGCAGAUGGGUGAGAGUGUUUGGACGAGGCAAUGGACUGCAUUACUGCCACUCUAAACUUCACCCAAUCGGUCACAGAAAGAAUGUGGACAUUGUUUCCUCAUCUCAUAAAAAUAAGUAAUUGUUGGGGUCCUGAAGAUGAAGAAGGGGGCUAUGCCUUUGAUUAUUUCACAUCAAUGGAGGAUUAUUUUAGAAGCUUAAUUAAGUACGGACGCGAUGGCAUGCUAACUAAAAAGAUUGGAACUGAUCCAGUAAUGAUAUUACUGAUAAAAGGUAUUAUAAAGAUUCUCCAACUAAUCAAAGAAAAAGAUGUCAAUAUCAACGCUUACAUCUGCAUUGUCAUAGUAGAAACUUUGUUACUUGAAUUUCCUGGAAAAUUGGACCAGCUCCUUCCGGCAUUCAUUAAGAUUCUAUGCACCGAGUUGAGCAACAAGGAGAUCACCAAAGAGUUUCGUCUCCAUACUCUGACUCUGGUGGCUCAUUGUUUCAUCUACAAUUGAACUCUAGCAUUGGGGGCCCUGGCUGAUCUAAAGGUUUUGGUCCCAGUUUGUCAGAACUUCUUCAGCUAUCUGUAAAAGUAGAGUGAAGUUG
Messenger RNA from Moneuplotes crassus, 1184 nucleotides. NCBI's taxonomy places the organism in Eukaryota, Ciliophora, Spirotrichea, Euplotida, Euplotidae. The record is from the annotation of a GenBank genome assembly.